AUGUCUGUCUUCAAGCCCGGCAACACGGCCGUCAUCACGGGCGGCGCCUCGGGGAUCGGCCUCGCGCUGGCCAUCAAGUGUGUGUCCCAUGGCAUGCGUGUCGUGCUGGUCGACGUGAACGAGACCGCGUUGGCAGCAGCGCCGACGAGCAUCAUCGAGGCGACGGCACAGUCGGAUGUGCUGUCGCUCUCGGUGGCCACGGUGCAGAUGGACGUCGGCCGGCCGGCCGACUGGGUGCGGCUGCGCAAGGUUGUCGACAGCCACCUCGGCGACCAGGUGCACCUGCUGGCCCUCAACGCCGGUGUCGGUGGCCCUUCGCUCUGGACCGAUCCGGCCGCCUUUCAACGCAUCUGGGACGUCAACGUGCUGGGUGUCGUGCACGGGCUGGCCACGGUGCUGCCGCUGGUGGAGGCAACUGCUUCGGACUCGACCUCGGCUUCCAUCAUCAUCACCGGCUCCAAACAGGGCAUCACAAACCCUCCCGGCACCAGUCCGGCCUACAACGCGUCCAAGGCGGCCGUUCGGUCACUCGCCGAGCAGCUCGCCUUCGACCUCGCCAAGCGUGCCCCCCACGUGUCCGUCCACCUGCUCGUGCCCGGCUGGACCCAUACCGGACUCACCGGCGGCGGCGGCAGCACGCCCAAGCCCAAGCCCGACGGCGCCUGGUCGCCCGCCCAGGUGAUCGACUACCUCGUGCCCGCCAUGGCCGCCAACCGCUUCUACAUCCUCUGCCCCGACAACGACGUGACCGAGGCCCAGGACAGCUGCCGCGUGCUGUGGUCCGCCGGCGAUGUGGCCUACGGCCGCGCACCGCUGUCGCGCUGGCGACCCGAAUACAAGGACGAGGUGGACGCCUUUAUGAGCAAGGAACAGUAG
This is a messenger RNA of Grosmannia clavigera kw1407, 876 nucleotides long. Its product is annotated as short chain dehydrogenase reductase. Lineage: Eukaryota; Fungi; Ascomycota; Sordariomycetes; Ophiostomatales; Ophiostomataceae. The transcript has a single exon. Gene Ontology annotation, molecular function: oxidoreductase activity, acting on NAD(P)H, oxygen as acceptor. Gene Ontology annotation, cellular component: intracellular anatomical structure. The record is from RefSeq and is a predicted model, not a curated record. Bases 1 to 876 code for a protein of 291 amino acids.